Molecule: messenger RNA, 2320 nt
Organism: Helicoverpa zea (corn earworm)
Lineage: Eukaryota; Metazoa; Arthropoda; Insecta; Lepidoptera; Noctuidae
Product: protein big brother-like
Exons: 3
Coding region: 181-885 (234 amino acids)
Biological process (GO): regulation of transcription by RNA polymerase II
Cellular component (GO): core-binding factor complex; nucleus
Molecular function (GO): sequence-specific DNA binding; transcription coactivator activity
Source: RefSeq, a predicted model, not a curated record
UGAGCGAGGAGCGUGCAUUCAGUAAGCGUAUGUCGCAGUGGCAGGUAGUCGCGUCGCACGAGCUCGACCAUAGCGCAAUAACACCCAUUUGAAUCAUCGGUGUCGCUGACUCAGUGCUGUUGUGUUGAAACUUAGGUGUGAUGGUGAACAAUAUUUUAGUGCAUUUCUAAUAUCCGUGUAAUGCACGCCAUGAGUGAUCCCGCUGCUUUGGCAGGCAUGUUGCCUUUCGAUUCUAUUGGACUGUACGAACAGCCGAAACCACGUUUUAUCUUUAAAAUGCCGCGGGUAGUUCCAGACCAAAAAGCGAAAUUCGAAUCUGAUGAUCUCUUCAAAAGACUGAGCAGAGAAAGUGAGGUGAGGUACACAGGGUACCGCGACAGGCCCCCAGAGGAGCGCCAGAUGCGGUUCCAGAGCGGCUGCCGCGAAGGCCACACGGAGAUCGCGUUCACCGCCACCGGCACCAAUCUACAGCUGGUAUUCGACCACUCGCCCUACAACAACAGAGGUUGCGACUUCCAGAAAGAAAGCGGCAAGGCCCACAUCGUAUCCCGAUUUAUAAUGAACGGCGUGUGCGUGAGGUGGCGCGGCUGGAUAGAUUUGGAGCGGCUCGACGGCGUCGGGUGUCUGGAGCUGGACGAGGAGCGAGCGGCGAUUGAGGACGCGGCGUUGCGUGACCAGAUUGAAAGAUAUAACCAGAGGCUGCGGGAUUUCGAGGACAAGCAGCGCGCGUACCGCGAGCACGGCGAGGAGCUGCGAGCGCACUCGCACGUGCACCAGCGCUGCCACCAGCCGCGCCAGGCGCCGCACGCCGCGCACCCAUCGCACCCGCAUCCGCCGCACCCCGUGCACAUCAAGCCGCACUCGCAGGGCGCACUUAUCUCAUAAAUACUCAAACUACAACAACAUCUAUGAAAGGACCUGCAGGCGGAACUAAGGUCUCAUAGUCUAAAAUCCAAUUUUUAUAUUACAAUCAUGAUAGAAUUACCUAGGCAUAUCAGAUCUUAUUUUCGCCUGGAGAGAUGCUUUGUGAAAAAUCUUCAAUCGUGGUCGUCAGCCGCAUUAAUAAAUCUUACUUCAUAUUGUGAAAAUUAGAUGAACGAAAGUAAGACAGUAAUGGCAGAGAUAAAGAAUUAUUGUAUUAUUAUGCUCAAUUUUCAUAAUUUUGAAACUUGAUAUAUGUUUUGGGUAAAAUCAAGUGAAGUAGUAUACCCAACAAUUUAUUAAAUAGUACCGAGUUGCCACCAGUAAGGCACGACAAUUUGACUGACCUACGAAUGUUUGACCAUCAUGUUUUGAUUUUAACAUCACAAUACCUGUAGAUAGUAAAACCAUCUGAUAAGAUACAAUGGCUUUUAUCAAGCAUUUAUUAGUAGUAUUAACUCGUCAUGAUCUAACACUGACGAAAUCUGCAAUGUUAGUUAGUAAUUAACUAGUUUUAAGUAAAUGUAGAUUAUAGAAGAAAUCCUGGAAAAAUAUAUCUUGAAAAUUCCGAGCUUCAUCAAUAUCCCUUGCAGUCUUAAAGUUAUAUAUCUGGCAUAACUUGGGGAGUCUGAAGAUUUUAUAUACGCAGUAGCAUUUUAAGGAUCUGCGUAACCCGGGUACAAAGGGCUCCAGACGAACACACUGCGUAGCUAUCAACAAUCUUCUGACUUGCCAAGUAUUUCAGACGUAGUACUUAUAUGUACGAGUAACUAUAACCUCCUUUGUAAUGGUAGACCUAUAGUGAAUUGAAAUUGCAAGAUGACGAUAAUAUUAUGUAUAACGGUGAACUUUCCUGAUUUCAUGUAUUGUAAAGGAAACGUGGAAACAGUCGUCUACAUAGGUACUCGUAUGGUUCAUUUAUUAAGUGUACUGCAGUCAAUGCAGUUUAGUUUCAGUCAAUAUUUAACCAAUUCCUGAGCAAAUAUACAAUCAUUACAUGCUUCAAAUUUUACUUACUCGUCAUUAAUUUUUGUUCCCCAAUCUAUUAACAAAGUUUUUUGUUACAUAAUACUUAAUUAAGUACUUACUUAAUUUAGAUCCAUUACAUACCUGCACCUUAUUAAGUUAACUGUUGUAUGCAGUUGUAGUCAAAAGUAUAAAGCAUACCUAAGAUCAAAUGUACCUACGCCUAGAAUAGCACUAAAGUUCAGAAUAAUAUGUACUCAUAUAAACACUCUUGGGAAAUUAUAUUUUUUUCUCAUUAUUUGUAAUUAGCUAUUAUUAUUAAUGAAAGUUCUCGUUCAGUUUGUGGUACAUGUUAUUUAUUUUUAAGUUGAUUUUAUAUGUAAUUAAAUAUAUUGUGAUAAUAAAUGUAAAUAAAUCUUUACUGAAUUUUAAA